Suillus discolor is the source of this 931-nucleotide messenger RNA. RefSeq lists its product as uncharacterized. The transcript has 3 exons. Lineage: Eukaryota; Fungi; Basidiomycota; Agaricomycetes; Boletales; Suillaceae. Bases 247 to 855 code for a protein of 202 amino acids. The record is from RefSeq and is a predicted model, not a curated record. Gene Ontology annotation, biological process: mycotoxin biosynthetic process.
CAAAUAUUUAGAAAUGUCUCUCGACUCAACACAAUCAUGCGCUGAUUGAAUCAUACGAAAGGACAAGUUUGACCGUGAUGCGUCCGCCGGACAAUUGUGCAACCAGUCCAUAUGCGAGAUCCACGAGGAGCUCUAACUUGACCGUGGUAAAGUAUUUUAGGGCUAUGGCGAAUUAGUUGGCAGUGCUAAUCAUAUAGGAUACUGGGCUUAAUACUUAAUAAUCAAGAACUUGCGUUACUACUAGUAAUGAUGUCUCGCGUAGAACUGGCAGUUGGUUGGAUGUUCGGAAUGCUUACUAUACUUGCCACCAUGUGGCAUGCUAACAACCGACUCAAACCGGCAGAACAUCAAUCUAUAGAAUACACUUACGCUGCUGACGAUUACCCAUGGGAAUUUCCUGUCGAUCUCACCCAUGAAGCCGUCGCGAUGACUCUUCACGAGAGUAUGCAUUUUGCUCUAAACGCAUCUGACACAGAAUCCCAACUGGAGUGGGAGAGCCUCCCAAGUUGGCCGAAAAUAGUUAGUCGCACCCAUCUAGGACCAGAGCAGCGACUUUUCGUGCUGGUCUUCGGUCAUCAGCUUCACUGUUUAUGGAUACUACAAGAAGCUCUCCUCGACUACAACCGUGACGAACCCCUGACCAAUUAUCAUCACGCACAUCACUGUCUCAAUUAUCUUCGGCAGACUCUUAUGUGUGAUUCUGCACAUACGCUGGAAAUGGGAGACUUUCUGAAAGUCGAUUACGAGAAGGACAGAGUGGGGGACACAUUAGUGUGCAGGGACUGGAGCAAGGCCAUUUCUGUAUCUGAAGAGUACCACGAGAAGUGGUUGCAGUGGAGGGCGCAUUGGAAUUGAAUUGACAUGCUACUUCGUAUGCUUCAAUCCAUUCGAACAUUCAGUCUCUACUAGUAGUACUGUCUUAUAUUACGGA